Messenger RNA from Hippocampus zosterae (dwarf seahorse), 4464 nucleotides. RefSeq names its product terminal nucleotidyltransferase 5Aa (gene tent5aa). Bases 654 to 1853 code for a protein of 399 amino acids. The transcript is spliced from 2 exons. Gene Ontology annotation, biological process: mRNA stabilization. Lineage: Eukaryota; Metazoa; Chordata; Actinopteri; Syngnathiformes; Syngnathidae. Gene Ontology annotation, molecular function: RNA binding; poly(A) RNA polymerase activity. The record is from RefSeq and is a predicted model, not a curated record.
AUUUAAUAGACUCGUGGAAAGCAAGCUGGACCUGGUACGCGCACGUGUUGCUUUUAAGAGCAAUAUUUCUUGGAAGCGGGAGAAAAGAUUAAAAAUGUGUUAAGACGCCCAAAAGUUUCUUCUUGCGACGGGUUGAUUGUCAGAGGGAGGACUGUGCCAAAGUGUGAAUCGAGCAGCAGUUUUUUUUCAUGCAAAUUCAUCAAAUCAUAGGCGUGCCUUUGAGCGAUGGAGCCGGAAAAGCAGCCACCUCCUGGAUCAUGCAGCACCUUCAAAGACUGUGAUGUGCACGUCUCGGACACAUUCAUAGCAGCAUUUGAGUGAACGUUUGUGAAGCACAAAGUUAUUACAGGCUUCACUUUCCACGCGUUUGUCGUCUUGACUGGCUGCACUUCCUCUUCAGUGCAAGCAUCAAGUCUGCAGCUGUGCCUUUGGGAUUUUGAAACUCACUUGCUGCGUCGAGUCGCCACUCUUUUUGUGGUCUCGCCAUCAAGUUGAACUUCUUUUAUUCUUCUUCUUAUUUUUGACAUGUUGAGAUUCGAUUUACAUCCCGUUGAAGUUACUCCACGAAACUGAAUCCGUGCGUUAACACGCAUUCGCUCCAAUUUUGACACUUGUUCUUGACUUGAAUAACUCGGGACUUUUCCAGCAUCAGCAUGUCAGAGAGCGACAGUAGCUCGACCGGCAGCCGUCUUUCUGAAACUGAAAGCGUCAGUGUGCUGAGCUGGGAGCAAGUGCAGCGUUUGGACGCCAUACUGACGGAGACCAUCCCGAUCCACGGACGGGGCAACUUCCCCACGCUGGAGAUGCAGCCGCGGCAGAUUGUCAAAGUGGUACGCAGCAGGAUGGAGGAGAAACAAAUCCACGUCCGCGACGUCCGGUUAAACGGCUCCGCAGCCAGCCACAUACUGCACGAAGAUAGCGGACUGGGUUUCAAGGAUCUCGAUCUCAUAUUUUGCGCAGAUAUGAAAGGAGAAAGGGACUUCCAGAUUGUGAAGGACAUUGUUCUGGACUGUCUCCUGGACUUUUUACCCGACUGUGUGAAUAAAGAGAGGAUUACCCCUUUAACGUUAAAGGAAGCCUACGUGCAGAAGAUGGUGAAGGUGUGUAACGACUCGGACCGCUGGAGCCUCAUUUCCCUUUCCAACAAUCGGGGCAAGAAUGUGGAGCUGAAGUUCGUGGACUCUCUUCGGCGACAGUUUGAGUUCAGCGUGGACUCUUUCCAGAUCAAGCUGGACUCCCUGCUGCUCUUCUAUGAGUGCUCCCAGAACGCUAUGACCGCAACUUUCCACCCUACCAUUAUGGGCGAGAGCGUGUACGGCGACUUCGGCGCGGCCCUGGAUCACCUACGUCACAAGAUCAUCUGCACCCGCAACCCGGAGGAGAUCCGGGGCGGCGGCCUGCUGAAGUACUGUCACCUGCUGGUGAGGGGCUUCCAGGCCGCGUCCGAGUCUGAGAUGAAGUCCCUGCAGCGUUACAUGUGCUCCCGCUUCUUCAUCGACUUCCCAGACAUCGGCGAGCAGCGGCGCAAGCUGGAGUCCUACCUUCAAAACCACUUUGUGGGCCUAGAGGACCGCAAGUACGACUACCUGAUGACGCUCCACGGCGUGGUGAACGAGAGCACGGUGUGCCUCAUGGGACAUGAGAGGCGACAAACCUUAGGGCUCAUCGCCAUGCUGGCAGUGCGUGUUCUGGCUGAGCAGAACGUCAUUCCCAACGUGGCCAAUGUCACCUGUUACUACCAACCUGCGCCUUACGUGGCAGACGGUAACUUCAGUAACUACUACAUAGCACAGGUACAGCCGGUGUUUGCCUGCCAGCAGCCCACCUACUCCACCUGGCUGCCCUGUAACUGAGCCAGCCCCGAGUGUAGAAGGACGAGGUGGAGGUUGCUGUGUUUGAACAGAAGCACGGUUGCCACCAUGGAAAAGGGAGUCCUUUUUAAAAAAAAACAAAAAAAUGUUUUGCAUCAAAGCUUGUGUUUUUGUUCAUACGUUGAGUAUGAAUGAUAGAUAACAAACCAGUCGACUUUCAAGCCAAUGUGAAUAGCUCACGUUUCUUGAAAUACCACCCCCCGUCUUUUUCGUCUAUUAAAAGUGAGACUUUUGCAGACCUGUCACUCAAUCAAGAAGUGAACAGCAGAUUCUGCAUCGGUGCACAUUGACAUGACAGCGACUCUAGCCCAGGUCAUCGGGGUGAACAAAACCCCACUCGCCAACCCCACCCCUGUCCCACCACUUCUCAGAUGGGGGGGGGGGGGGGGGUAUCUCCAGGGCACUCUAAUAGAGUAUGCGAUAUUGUGCUUGAUAUCAGCUAGCGUGGGGAAGCUGCUAUUUGGAUGACUUUGGUUAUUCCACCAGCAUCUCUUUUUCAUUUGGGUAUAAAUGUGGUUGUUACAGACCAAAGAUAUUUGUUUCUUUCUUACAUUAAAACCCUGUUUUUUUGUUUUCCCCAAAGGGAGUUAAGAAAAAGCUCUGUCUAUAUGUAUAUGUGAACGUUUGUGUUAAAAGUGCCUAUCGCCUUUCAGUGGGCAGAAAAAAGAAAGAGCGGGCCACAUAUUGUGUGAAUUGACUUUUUUUCGUGUGGCACACGAGAACAGUGCCAGGAAGGUUUGCGGAUGUGUGAUACAGACGGUGCAUAGAGUGCUAUUUGCAAGUCAAGAGCAUGACUUGUAUUUUGCAUGAAAGUAACAGCAAAAUGUUGCGCAGAGAUUAUAUUUCCAGUAUUAGAAUUAAGUAUAUUCCUAAACCGCAUUGUCAUUUAUUAUGCAUCUCAUUUGUAUUGUCACUCAUGGGAGCAGUUGACAAGAGCCGUGUUAUCAUCAGAAAACCUUCACUAAAAUGUCAUCUGUGUGUUUUGUGGGAAAAGGGAGGAUCUUUUAUCACCUGGGAAAAAGUACAAUUGUAGUCAGAGUUCACACACGUCAGAGGUCAAUAGCCACUUUGAUAGCAUAUGCUAAUAUGCACAUAAGCCAUCCUAUAUGUUUAGGGUGUGCACUAAUUCCUUUCCUAUAUGAUAUUAUUGUUGGAAUCCAGAGAAAGUGGACAAGUCAUCAGCAUGUAUAAUGCAUUUAGUUCCGUCUUGGCUCACGCUUCAGGGUCCCCCCCCCAAAAAAAAGACAUGCUGCCGGUAGCGUUUUGUGUCGUUCUUAACUAAAACAAACCAACGGCAAUGACGACAGACUCCUUUGCGGUGCUAAAAAGACACGGAAAGAGAGCAGAGAGCAGAGUGAGACAGAGCGACCGCUUGAAGAAUAUUUGCCGUGACAUCUCAGAUGAUGAGACACUAUUUGCUGUAGCACCCUGACAGGGAAUUCCUCAGCUGCUGCUCAAGCACUCCAGCUGGGUUUGCCUCUGCAGAUGCUCUCUUGAGGGCUCCCAAAAAAUGUGCUGCCAAAUACUUUGGCGAUCCACUGUGGUAGCAUGUACAUUGAUUAAAGCCAUUCGUUUGAGUAUAGAAAAUGGGUGUGUAGCAAUAGAUUGUGUUUCGUUUUAGAUGGCAGCAAAAAAGGCAGAUGGGGGAAAAAAAAUGAUGGAGUAGGAGCUGGAGCAGGAAGGAACCAGUCGGGAGAGAUAGGUGCAGCUGGUGAUGGGGUUUAUCUCUAUAGGGCUACUAUGCUUCAUUGUGCAAACUGGAUCAUAAUUGAAUUACAUGUUGCUCCUUCUUGUAUUUUGUUUUUGUGUGUGUGUGUGGAGAGAACAAAAAUAUCGCGCAACUUUUACUUUCAGAUUUUCUGUUUUUAAAGAAAAAAAAAACUCAUAGAAACAGAGGAAAUCCCGACAGAUUCACCAGAUGUUUGAGUUGAAAAGUGUUACACUUGUGGUGCUACGGCUUUUUUUAAUGUUGUGACUGCUUCAUUCUUCUGCAUUAGAAAACAACUUUGUACAUAUAUGAAUACAAGCUCCAACAUUGCCAUAUCACUUCUGUUGCAGCCUGCAGCCUUUUCCUCCUGUUAUAUAUGUAUAAGUCAGACAAGCCAAACUGCCAAAGUUAUUUGUCAUUCUGCCGGAUGCCAUUUUACAUUUAGUUCUUUUCGUCAGUGAUUGUCUUUGAUGGUAAAACUUUGGAUUAUGCAGGCAUUGUAUUGCCUUUUUUUUACUCAUGUUGCCAGCUGACUAUCUUGCUAGCUCCAGUCUGCCUGUCCAGUCGUGAUUGUGCCUAUGAGGUAAAGAUUGUGGAUUACGGCAAUGUCCUGUAUGCAUUGGCUAAAACAUCUUCAUCGUGACGCAGUCUUUUGCAGAACACACAUGGGAAACGAAAUUAAAGAUCCUUGUCUUGUAUGUGUUUGAGUUAAAAAAUAAAUAAAUAAAAAUACAUGUAUGUAUACAUAAAGAGAUGUAUCAGAGACUGCAUAUGUUGCAGCACUUUUAAAUCUGUGAUUGGAUUUAUGUGGAUAUAUUUUAUGUUUUGUGGCCGACGGGUCCAAAUUCAACAAUGUUUUCAUCAAUAAAAUUUAUGCAGAUCAGA